Balaenoptera acutorostrata (minke whale) is the source of this 1749-nucleotide messenger RNA. RefSeq names its product disks large 1 tumor suppressor protein-like. Gene Ontology annotation, molecular function: protein binding. Lineage: Eukaryota; Metazoa; Chordata; Mammalia; Artiodactyla; Balaenopteridae. The record is from RefSeq and is a predicted model, not a curated record. The transcript has 5 exons. The coding region runs from base 1354 to 1749 and encodes 131 amino acids.
GCCGGUGUUUCGGGUUGGGGGACGCUGCGAGGACGCCUGGCGCCCUUUUGUGCGCGUUCAGUGCCCAGCAGUAUCUCCCAGACCAGCACCCCCCGACCCUCCAGUCUCCAUGUCUUAGAGAAGCCAAAAUCGAGAGUUAUAUAAUUUCUAGUGCUGCUGUUUCUCCUGCCUGAGGAAACACUUCAUCGCGUGGAGGGUGCAGGACAUUUCUGUGCUCUUCUAUAUAAGAACGGGGUGUGGGCAGGGGUGGCCGGCGGUAGCAGAGAGAUUUGUUUUUUCUGCAAAAGGAAGGUGGGUAGUUUGGAGAGAGACUGAGGGAAAAAGGGUGGAUGUGGAAGCCAAGCGGCCGAACUCUCUCAUUUAGGAAACCGCGAACUGUUUGCACAGCUUAUGCUCACAUGCCUAAUACUACUACAGCGUCUCAGAAAACACCUUUGGGGGAAGGUUUGACUUGUCUCGAACAGUCUCAGUGUUUUUCCUCGCCGGAUAGGGAACUGCUUGGAUGCGAAGAGACGGCAUGAUGUGAAUGACUCCAGUGUGAAGAAAUCUUCGCCAACUCAUCCUGCAUCAAGUGCCCAUUGAGUAGCACUGUCACUUUAAUGUCUCCAUGCCAGGGGAUUGCUUUCCUUCUUUUAAAUCCUCUCGGUUAAUACGUGAGAGGAUCAGAAUCAGAGGGGGCAUUAAGGAUCAAGCUUGAGGGGCUUGGAGAACACAGAAGAAAAAAAAUGAAAGUGACAGCAAGCUGGAUCCUGUCUUACUGAGGGGGUGAGAUCCGGAACUUCUGGUCCAGUGAAUAGAAAGGGGCCUUUCAGUCUGUGUUCUGCCCCAGAAAACUGUCCAAACUCACCCACCUUUUUUAGAGACUAGAGUCAAAGAGGUUUUUAAAAGUAUUUUUUGGGGGUGAGGGUUUUAAAUUUUUCUCUAAAGAAUUGAGGGUUUUUAUCAUCAACCAGUUCAUCUUUGAUCAUGUAUUGAGUAAUGAGACAGCUGUGUAAAUUUGGUUUGUGCCUUAAUUGAGUUAGUCAUCGAACUCCAAAAAUGUUGCUGCCUGAAGAGGAGUUUUAAUAAUGUUUUCUAUGCUUACAAUACUUUUCUUUUUAAACAGAAUAAAUGUUUUAUAAACAUUGAAAAACUUGCAAAACUCAAAAGCUAUUUUUCUUUAAACUCCGUGGGCACUGUCAAAGUUGGUGGAAAAAAUACAUCAUUUUUUCUUUAUUUGAAAGAGAAGACAGCCUGGAUUUCAAACAGUGAAGUGGUUUGCAACAGUUACCUGGCUCUUGGCCUCCAUCCAGGUGGAUCAAGUUGAGACCUGAAAAGAGAUCUUGAAUCCUGUGGCAGUGGAAAGACCCAAGAAUGCCAGUCAAGAAGAAAGAUACUGACCGAGCUUUAUCAUUACUGGAAGAAUACUGCAAAAAAUUAAGGAAACCAGAGGAGCAGCAGUUGAAAAACGCUGUUAAAAAGGUGAUGGGUAUCUUUAAGAGCAACUUAUUCCAAGCUUUGCUAGAUAUUCAAGAAUUUUAUGAGAUGACAUUGCUAAAUUCUCAAAAAAGUUGUGAGCAGAAGAUAGAAGAAGCCAAUCAAGUUGCACAGAAAUGGGAGAAGACAUCCCUUCUUGCUCCAUGCCAUGAAAACCUUCAAAAGUCUGUAGAGCAAAACCAAGGCAAGUGCCCAGCCCAGAAUUGUUCAGUGGAAGCCCCUGCUUGGAUGCCUGUUCACCACUGUACUAGUACCAUUGAAUAUGCGUUUUGA